Messenger RNA from Aureobasidium melanogenum CBS 110374, 699 nucleotides. RefSeq lists its product as uncharacterized. The coding region runs from base 1 to 699 and encodes 232 amino acids. Gene Ontology annotation, cellular component: mitochondrion. The transcript has a single exon. Lineage: Eukaryota; Fungi; Ascomycota; Dothideomycetes; Dothideales; Saccotheciaceae. The record is from RefSeq and is a predicted model, not a curated record.
AUGGGCAUUCUCUCGAAUCUAUUAACACAAUACGCUGGCGGAGAUGACAAGGCAGAAGACAAGAAUAUGAGCACAUCGGUGCCACAGUCACAACCGCAACCUUUUCCACCAGCCAUCAGCCAACGCCCGAGCCAAAGUCCGAAACAGAACGGCCUCCUCUCAGUUGACGAUGAACUCCGGGAAAAGAUGCGUACCAACCCGCGGGCGCGCGCAGUCAGACAGUUGUCACUUUUCUUCGCCGGCGCCACCUUCUUUGGACUGAGUCUUUUCAUCACGCGCAGAACUGUCGCCCGGAAAUUGCUCGCCGACGCUCCCAAGCAAUUCACUCCUUCCAACUUUCAGCCCAAGAAUGUAAACGGUGGCGUUGAAGCUGCUCAGGCUUUUGCUCUAGCCACUGCAAAUGUCACCAGCGCAGCUAUGAUGGGUACUGGCUUCAUGAUGUACGCUCUGGACGUUACCGACACCGACGACAUGCGCACCAAGUUCAGAAAAGCCUGGGGCUUUGAACGAACCGCUUUGGGAGAGUCUGAACAAGAUGAAGAGAUGGAGAAAAUGGUCAAGGAAUUCCUAGAGAAGAAAGAAGGCGGUGACAACAAGGGCAUGGCUGAAGGUCUUGCUAGUCUUGUGGCUGCCAUGGCAGCAAAGGAGGAAGAGAGACUCGCCAAACUUCAGAAGCCCAAGGAAGGUCUGGAGAAUUGA